This is a messenger RNA of Cylicocyclus nassatus, 294 nucleotides long. The record is from the annotation of a GenBank genome assembly. NCBI's taxonomy places the organism in Eukaryota, Metazoa, Nematoda, Chromadorea, Rhabditida, Strongylidae.
AUGAAGUCACUCGUCGUGGUUCUUCUCUUUGCCCAGGCAUUCCGGGCUUUAUCCUGCGCUUUUGAUAGAGUGGAAACGUUGACUGGCAAUAGAACGUGUUGGAAGUUUGAUGAUAUCAACGAGAGCGAGUGCUUUGCCAAGUGCUUCCAAAUCAAGGCAUGCAUUGGGAUACGAGUCUCAACAGAUGCCGCGUGUACUUCGCUGGGGAUUUUGAACACACGAAACAAGACGGAACCGUUUUGUACGCCUUUCAACGCGACGAUAUGGAUUCGACCACAUGCACGAGAUUUGUGA